GACCAGUAUCAAAUCUACUCACCAAUAGCCAACAGACGUUAAUUUCAAUUACAAAAUUGUUAACUAGUUCUAAGACUUCUGCUGGUCCGAUACAAUUCAAUAACAAUAACCAAUCACUGCUGAUAUCGAAACAGUCGCCAAAUUGUUCACUGAAAUUUUUCUCAACAAAUCGUGUUUUUUCAAAAUUUAUUUUUAGUUAUAAUACAGCAGCUGAUGUUUAUUCAUUGUUCGGUUGGGUGGUAAACAGAAACUUUACUUGUGAUAAGACAUAUCGUACUGUUUCUUCGAAAAAAGGCUUCAGUUACUGUCCGUUAAACGAAUUUCAUAGUGAUCCGUUGAAUAUGGGCUGGCCAUCCGAAUACGAUCAAACAGAAGCGAAUAAGAUGAGCUCUACGAAGAAUGCUGAAUCACGUUCCCAUUUGGAGCACAUGUGUGAAUUGGAUAUUGACACAAAGGUUCCAUUUGUUCGUCUAUCUGGUAUAAUUUGUACAAUUGGACCGGCAUCCAAGUCUCCGGAAAUGUUGGAGAAAAUGAUCGGAUGUGGCAUGAACAUCGCUCGAUUGAAUUUCUCCCAUGGAUCGUACGAAUACCAUGCCGAAACAAUUAAAAAUAUCCGCAUUGCGGCUAAGAGCUACUCGCAAAAAUUGGGUUUGGACUAUCCGUUGGCUAUUGCUUUGGAUACCAAGGGACCCGAAAUUCGUACCGGUCUAUUGGCUGGCAGUGGAACAGCUGAAGUUGAAUUGAAAAAAGGCGAGACCAUCAAGUUAACUACGAAUAAAGAUUUUGCCGAGAAAGGAGACAUCAACACCGUAUACGUCGACUAUGCAAAUAUCGUCAACGUUGUUAAACCAAAUAACCGGAUCUAUGUCGAUGAUGGUCUCAUUUCAUUGAUCGCCAAAGAAGUAACCGGUGACACGAUUGUUUGUACCAUCGAGAAUGGCGGUACAUUAGGUUCACGCAAAGGUGUCAAUUUGCCGGGCGUACCCGUCGAUCUUCCAGCCGUUUCCGAAAAAGACAAGGCAGAUUUGCAAUUUGGUGUCGAUCAGGAAGUGGACAUGAUUUUCGCUUCGUUCAUUCGUAAUGCUGAUGCAUUGAAAGAAAUCCGAGGCGUGUUAGGCGAAAAGGGCAAGAAUAUCAAAAUCAUUUCGAAGAUUGAAAAUCAACAAGGCAUGCAAAAUUUGGAUUCGAUUAUUGAAGCGUCCGAUGGUAUUAUGGUAGCUCGUGGAGAUUUGGGUAUUGAAAUUCCACCAGAAAAAGUCUUCUUGGCACAGAAAUGCAUGAUCGCGAAGUGUAAUAAGCAAGGAAAACCAGUUAUUUGUGCCACACAGAUGCUCGAGUCUAUGGUAAAGAAACCUCGUGCAACUCGUGCCGAAAUUUCUGAUGUCGCAAAUGCAGUCCUCGAUGGUGCCGAUUGUGUUAUGUUAUCCGGUGAAACUGCUAAAGGCGAAUAUCCACUCGAAUGUGUCUUGACAAUGGCAAAAACAUGCAAAGAAGCCGAAGCUGCAUUAUGGCAACGAAAUCUGUUUUCCGACUUAGUAUCGAAUGCACCAACACCAUUGGAUGCUGCACAUGCCGUAGCUAUUGCAACAGUUGAAGCUGCCGCCAAGGUUGCUUCAACCGCAAUUAUUGUCAUUACAACCAGCGGCCGAUCAGCUCAUUUAAUUUCCAAAUACAAACCAAAGUGUCCCAUCAUUGCCGUUACCCGAUAUCCACAAACUGCUCGACAAUGUCACUUGUACCGUGGCAUUUUGCCGUUAUCCUAUGCAGAACCACCAUUGGGCGAUUGGUUGAAGGAUGUUGAUGCACGCGUUCAGUUCGGUUUACAAUUCGGUAAACUGCGUGGAUUCCUCAAAACUGGUGACCCAGUUGUCAUUGUGACCGGAUGGAAGCAGGGAUCUGGAUUUACAAACACCAUGCGCAUUGUAAACAUCGAAUAAACAGAACUGGAAUAUUUAGAAACCAAGGAGAGAAAAUCAUUCAUGAAAUGAUUAAACAAUAAGAAAUUCAUCCUUAUGCAACUGGAACUUAUUUACGGAUCACAUCCGGUCAAUAAUAUUCUAUUUUACUAUUUAGUUGUUAAAAUAAAAUAUCAGAAAAUGAAAAGAAAAAUUGUUAAAAUUUGAAAACCUUCUAGUUUUUUGGCAAAUUUAAUGACAUUUUUUGUUGUGUUAAUCGAUAAACCGCACGUAGAUAGGACAGUGUUUAUUGAUCUUUUGUUGGUUCUAAUUUAGUUUUGUAGACUUAUCAUUCUUGUGUAAGUUCAAGAAAAACAGGAAAUAUUAAUUUAUUCGAAAUAGAAUACUUACAGAAAAACAAUAAUUUUAAGUUAAAA
Messenger RNA from Bradysia coprophila, 2332 nucleotides. RefSeq names its product pyruvate kinase-like. Lineage: Eukaryota; Metazoa; Arthropoda; Insecta; Diptera; Sciaridae. Gene Ontology annotation, molecular function: potassium ion binding; pyruvate kinase activity; magnesium ion binding. The record is from RefSeq and is a predicted model, not a curated record. Gene Ontology annotation, biological process: glycolytic process.